Molecule: messenger RNA, 726 nt
Organism: Aspergillus melleus
Lineage: Eukaryota; Fungi; Ascomycota; Eurotiomycetes; Eurotiales; Aspergillaceae
Exons: 3
Coding region: 1-726 (241 amino acids)
Source: RefSeq, a predicted model, not a curated record
AUGGGAUCCAAGCUGCGCUGCGAGGCUAAAGUCAAGAGAGGUACUCGAUGCCGUCGACUUUCCUCGGAGCUGUCAGUUUACUGCAAACAGCAUGCGAAUAUGAUAAAGAAAGACACCGGUGCUACAAAGGCGGAUACUUCAAAUGUUAUGGUCAAAAUCGAAAGUCAGGAAAGCUCUCCGGAAUCGAGUAAGGUAUCCGAAGAAUCUGACUUAGAAUCAACAACACCAUAUGACCAUGCCGAGACGUACUACGAUGACACCCUGGGUGGAUGUGCCAAUUCCUUCAAAAUGGGUGUCAUGAACGAUAACUGCCAAUGCGCAAAGAACGAAAAUUUCGGGAACAUGACAGCACACAAUAUGGUAAACUCGCCCAUACAACAAACCUUCAACCUAAUAAGCAAUUUUCAGGACCGUAUGCCCAUAACAAUCAACGAUUGCCAUCCUACCCUCCACAACAUCAUCUACUACAUUGGUCCUGCGCUCUUGGAUCAAGCUAAGCGUUUUGAACAUCUUAUCGAUAAGACCAAACACGCGAGUAAAAAGAGGCCCAAUGAGGUGGAUGCCGAUACUGUCAAUUCAAAUCCCUUGACCCCUCAUAAUGGGGAACGACGUGAUUACAAACGCCCUAUGGAGAAUAGGAAGGCCGCUAUGCAGGAUACAGCUCUACGCCUGAAUGAAAUAGCCUUUCUUCUGAGAAUCGCCGCGGCAAUCUGCCACGACAGUUGA